This is a messenger RNA of Hemisphaericaspora subhashii, 984 nucleotides long. RefSeq names its product DNA-directed RNA polymerase III subunit. Gene Ontology annotation, cellular component: RNA polymerase III complex. The record is from RefSeq and is a predicted model, not a curated record. NCBI's taxonomy places the organism in Eukaryota, Fungi, Ascomycota, Pichiomycetes, Serinales, Debaryomycetaceae. Gene Ontology annotation, biological process: transcription by RNA polymerase III. The transcript has a single exon. The coding region runs from base 1 to 984 and encodes 327 amino acids.
AUGUCAUCGCUAUCAGAGAAAGCACGCUUGCUUCAUAGCAAGAUGCAAGAAGCACCACCAUCAACCCUCUUUAAUCAACAACAAUUAUCCGACUUAAUCCAUACUUCCAACCCAGCCGAACUCUUAAACGUCGCUCAAGAAUUAGUCAAUGGGAAACUUGUCAAAUUACUGAAACAGGGUGAUGAAUUAAUCUUCCAAGCCGUAUCAAUCCAAGAAGCUCAUAAAAUCACCCAAAUGUCCGAUGAUGAAGCCAUGAUAUAUUCUCAUAUUGAAGCAAGUGGCCGUGAAGGGAUUUGGACCAAGACCAUAAAAGCAAAAACUAACCUUCAUCAACAUAUCGUAGUUCGAUGUUUGAAAUCAUUAGAGAAUCAAAGAUAUAUCAAAUCAAUCAAAUCGGUGAAACAUCCAACAAGAAAGAUAUAUAUGUUAUAUAAUCUCCAACCAUCUAUUGAAGUAACUGGUGGACCAUGGUUUACUGAUUCUGAAUUAGAUACUGAAUUUAUUGAUUCAUUAUUGACCGUGAUUUGGCGAUUUGUGGCCUCGAAGACAUUCCCGGGGGCUUUUCAACCACCGCUGAAUAAUAUGAAUCCAGUUCAAGCAAGCUAUCCGGCUAAUCAUACUGGAUUUAUUCAUCUAGAUUCAAUAAUGGAAUUCAUUACUGCUAAUAAGAUUACAAAUAUUGAAUUGGGGUUGAAUGAUAUUAGAGCGUUAUGUGAUGUAUUGGUAUUUGAUGAUAAAUUGGAAUUGGUUAAUCAUACUACUGAUACGUAUAAAGCAACUUGGCAAAGUGUAUUGGAAGCAGGGUUUGGAAGAGCAUAUGAAGAAGAACAGCAAGGAGAAGAAGAUGGGAAGAAAUUGAUAUCUGAUAGUUUGAGACAAUCAAUUAAAGAUCAAUCAUUUUCUAUAUUUGAUCAUUAUCAAACUAUUGAAGAUACUGAAAAUACCGAAGAUUUGGUAUAUUAUGAUGCAUGGAUUAAACAGUAA